AUGGAUUCUAAGAGAAAAAAGUUCACAGUUGAUGAUGAUGAUGAUGAUGAUGUAGUAGUUGAUCGUAUAUCUGAGUUGCCAGAAGAUGUUUUGCUACACAUUCUGUCCUUCCUUCCUACCAAACAAGUAUUUCAAUCUACUCUUUUGUCUACACGAUGGAAGCAUGUGUGGACUACAUUCCCCAUUCUAAAAUUCGAUAAAACCUCCGUGUUGUGGAGUUCAGAAAAGAAGAAUGAUCCGGAAGUCAAGAUAAAGAGACGCAACUUUUACAAGUUCUUGAAUAAAUGUUUACGAUUACGAAGCCGAGAAAGUCAGAGACCACAUAUAAAGAAUUUUACAUUAGAGGUUAGCAUGCAGAAUCACAAAUCCAAGUCUCGUGUUGACCGCUGGAUAAGGUUUGCGGUUAAGAGUAAUGUUGAAGAGCUGAUUCUUUUCUUCGGUAGGUCUCGUAUACGUUAUCCCUUGCCUCAUAGUGUUUUGGUUGCAAAACCUUUAACUGUGUUGACUCUACAUUGUUGUAAGUUGGAUUCAAUUCGUAGUGAUAUAAACUUACCAUCUUUGAAAAACUUGUCUUUAUUAGGCGUUUAUGCAGAUAAUCAAAUUAUUCAGAAUCUGAUUUUUGGGUGUCCUAUGAUAGAAGACAUGGGAAUUUCGUGUUGUCGGGGCAUUAAGUGUUUAAAGAUUUUUGGUCUCCCUAAAGUCAUGAAAAUUCUGGUACAAAACAAUCACCUUGACAGGCUUGAAUUGGAAGCAUCAAAUCUUCGUGAUCUAUGUAUAAUCGAGGGUCGGCUAUCUGAGCUCAACUUGCUUCCUUUAAAAAAUCUAAAAAUGUCAUUUCUAAAUACACCAAAUGCAAAGGAAAAGUGGUUUGAUGAUAAUCUUUCUGGAUUUCCACUCCUUGAGAACUUAGAGCUAGCAAUUUGA
Molecule: messenger RNA, 924 nt
Organism: Quercus lobata
Lineage: Eukaryota; Viridiplantae; Streptophyta; Magnoliopsida; Fagales; Fagaceae
Product: F-box/LRR-repeat protein At3g03360-like
Exons: 1
Coding region: 1-924 (307 amino acids)
Molecular function (GO): protein binding
Source: RefSeq, a predicted model, not a curated record